Molecule: messenger RNA, 2740 nt
Organism: Amphibalanus amphitrite
Lineage: Eukaryota; Metazoa; Arthropoda; Thecostraca; Balanomorpha; Balanidae
Product: alpha-protein kinase 1-like
Exons: 6
Coding region: 1-1776 (591 amino acids)
Biological process (GO): regulation of DNA-templated transcription
Molecular function (GO): zinc ion binding; DNA-binding transcription factor activity; sequence-specific DNA binding
Source: RefSeq, a predicted model, not a curated record
AUGCCUCCGCCUCAGCUGAAGAGCCGCCUAUCGAGAGACUGGAAUGGGAAAGCUGCAGAACGCGGAGAAGCUAGUGAGAGUGGUGUUGUUACCGGUGCUGCUGAGCGUCCCGAGGCUGAGGAGCGCCUCGUGCAGCGGGCGGCGGAGGCGGCGGCGGAGGCCGCGGCGGUGGUAGUCGUGGUGGCUGAGCGCCGGGAAAACUCUUCACCACCAGAAGGUCGCUCUCCGACGGGGCAGCCGAACCAGCCGAUACCCAGUGAGACAAACGGCGAGAGUGACGGCCGGUCCGAGACCGAGAGCGACGAGCCACAGCCGGGACCCAGCAGAGCAAACGGAAAAAAGAAGGAGGAAAUCCCGUGCGCCGUAUGUGAGUCACCAGCCGCCGGAUUCCACUUCGGCGUCUUCACCUGUGAGGGCUGCAAGUCAUUCUUUGGACGUUACGCCAAUAAGGAGAAACCGGUGUGCACCAAAGGCGGCAACUGCAACAUCCUGCUAGAUAACCGGAAAUUCUGCAAGGGAUGUCGCUACGCCAAGUGCAUCAAGGUGGGUAUGGACCGCGCAAACUCCCAGUUCGGUCGCCGUCCUGCCAGCUUCCGCUACACCCAUCCAGGCAGCUCGACCACUUUUCCGAAGGAGACUUCCAGCGGCUUGGCUACGGCUGGGACGUCCACGCCAGAGGAACCUGUUAAGGAAGAGGAGAACCAGCCCGCUCAGCUGAGGAUCUCCGACCAGCAUGAGGAGGAGCAGCAGCGUCAAAGGCAACAGCAGGAGCAGCAGCGUCAAAGACAAGAACAGGAGCAGCAGCGGCAAAGGCAGCAACAGGAGCAGCAGCGUCAAAGACAACAGGAGCAGCAGCAGCAGCGUCUGCAUCAUCAUCAGCAGCAGAGAGGACAGCUGGAGCAAGAGAUGCUGAACCAGUGGCAGAGGCGCCAGGAAAUCGACCAGGAAGUCAGUCAUCUGGAGGCCGAGUCUGCGCUGCUCGAGAGGGAGUCCCGCCGUGUUCGGGAGAGGAUCCAGCAGCUCACCGAGGAGCGUGAUCACAUCACGCGGCGUCUGAGCGGCGGAGCGGGCCCCUCUUCGGCCAGACAGGUGGAUGUCCAGCCGUCACGAGUUCAGGACCGUCCCAGCUCUGCCGGCCAGCGGCACCAGCCGUACCCUCAGCAGCGACCCGGCCCGGUGGCCAGCGCUGGCCAUCCGUCGCUGGUUGCCCCGGCGGCGUUCAGACCGGUACCGAGCGGCCAGGCCAACCCCGCGCCGGCCGUCAGCGGCUCGGGCGCUGCUGCACGCGCGCUGAAUGCCGAGAUGAUCAACUUGCUGCUGCAGCAGCACGAGAUGCGCACCACCCUGCUGAGCCAGCGUUUGGGCAUGCUGCCCUUCCCGUUGCCUCUGUCUCCGUCUCCGCCCAUGGAUGAGUUGGACCUCCGCGUGCCGCCGCCGGGCUCCCUUCACCCCUCUCUGCUGCAGGCGCACCGCAGGUCGGCUCCGCUGCCCGGCGAGCAGCCGCCCCGUGUCCCAGCUGUUCCGCCGCUGCAUCAGGAGCUGCUGCGGGCUUCGGAGGCGCGGCUGCCGCAGCUCCAGAUGCCCCGCCAGUCGCCCGUCCAGCGGCCCAGCAGUCACGGCGCUCCGCAGCAGCUCGACGCGAGUCUGGUGGAGAGCGAGCUGCUGCGCCGUCUGCGCCAGGUCUGCGGCGGCUGCGGCCGGGCGCCGACCGACUGUUAUUGUGAUAGCUCGCCCGUGGAUCUGACCAGAGCACCUGUCAACAAACGUAGUCACUAAUCUGGUGAUAGGAUACAAAUGUCUUCAGGACACCACCGAUAAGUAAGUUUAUUUACAUCGACAGCCAAGGGAAGAGACAACCUUGGUCAGGGAAUCAAGUUGUCAACCUUUGCGCAAAAGGAUACAAAGUGUCUAAAAGACACAUCUGAUAGGUCAUUUACGUUCGACGACAAGGAGAUUGAACAUCAUUUGUCAACUAAAUGAUUGACGCCAUUUUCACCUUUCCAUCGUACAUGCAUUGUCUUGCAUUUGCUGUAUUGUAAUUAUGUUUGUAUGUGUUGUGUUUUGUUGUAUGCAUUUGUAGUGUAAUUUAUUGAUUGUAUUGCUAUGCUGUGUUUUGUCAGAUGCAUUGCAUCAUGCAUGCAUUGUGUUGCACAAUACAAUACAUUGUAUUGUAUUGUGUGAUACAAUGCACAAAUAUUGUAUUGUAAAUAGUAUUGUAUUGCAUUGAACUCGGGUCGGCCAGACCAUAUAGUUGCUAAUCGAGCAAUAGAAUAGCAAUAAUUCUGUGAGUAAGUUAUGUAGUUUUGUCCAGACAUUGAUAGGGUGAGGGAAGGGGAUUACUAGCCCUGGAGGCUAGAGUCACGUAGAGGCUGCUAGUGUAGUUUGUUGUUGUCAUGCCACGUCAUGCCACCUGUCAUCCCGGCGGUGCGCUGCCGGGCUGAAAGGCGAUUCCUUGUCGCUUUUCAUGUUAGAUUUAGUUGAUAGAUUUAGUUAACCAUUUGCUUGUCAUAACUGUUUUCGUGAUAUUUAUUCACUUUCGAUGAUAACACAAAAGCAAAUAUUCUAAAUAGCCAUUAUCAUCGAAAGUGAAUAAAUAUCACAAUGUCUGACACGAUACAUAACUGUUUUUGUUUCGAUCGUAGAUGUUUGGUAGUGUUGUGUAGUGAAAGUGAGCUCAGGUGAUGGCUUGUAUAUAUAUUGGACAGGAGUGUAGUAAAGAGCCAGUAGCCUACGAAUAUAU